AUGACGUCAUCAGCGAUCGGCAAGUGCGCCAGUGACGUCAGCGGCCCUCUGCUGCGCGCGAAGCUGCUCCCCUGGGCUGCCGCCGCCUUGUUUUCCGCCACCUCCCGCGCUUUCUCCGCCGCCAGCAGCAGCGGCGGGCGUUGCGCGCAAGCUGGGGGCGGCGCGGGCGAGGGAGCAGGCGCGGGGGGGGGAUCCGGCGGAGGGGGGAACCUCGCGGCGAUCAAGGAGCUGCGCGCGCGCACGGGCGCGCCGGUGAAGGACGUGAAGGCGGCGCUGGUGGCGGCCGGGUGGGAUCUGGACGCGGCAUUCACCGAGUUGAGGAGGCGGGGCCUGGCAGCGGCGCAGAAGAAGCGGGCGCGGGUGGCAGCGGAGGGGCUGGUGGGCGUGGCGGUGCGGCGGGGCGUGGGAGCGGUGGCGGUGGAGGUGAACAGCGAGACUGAUUUUGUUGCACGCAACGACCUUUUUCAGCUUCUGCCCACGAGCCUUAAGGAUGGUGGCUGCAUUGGAAGUGGAGAUGAAUGCGCAUGCAAGGGAGUGGUGGCUCAAGAGCUGACCCGUGAGCAAGCCACGGUGUCAUUCGACCACCCGAAGCUGACGGGAAGUCGCCAGCUGGCAGAGGCGGUGGCUGAGGUGGCAGCGCUGACUGGGGAGAACGUGCGCCUGCGCCGAGCCUUCCUGCUUCCCGAGCCUCGGCCGUCUGGCUCGGUGGCCACGUACCUGCACAGCAGCCCCGGGGCUGGCUUGGGGCGGAUAGCUAGUCUUGUGUCCCUCUCUCUUUCCCAGCCUUCAGGCAGCAGCAGCAGCAGCAGCAGCAGCAGAGAAGGGAGCAGGGCAGAGGCAGGAUCAGAGGCAGGAGCAGUGGAGGAGACAGGAGCAGCAGCAGCGGCAGCAGCGGCGGUGGGGGAAGGAGUGGCGAUGCAUGUGGUGGCGAUGAGACCGCUGUAUCUGAGGCGGGAGGACGUGCCUGCGGAGGUGGUGGAGAGGGAGAGCGAUGUGCUGCGAGCCCAGGCGGUGGCAGCGGGCAAGCCAGCGGCUGUGGUGGAGAAGAUGGUAGCGGGGCGGCUGGGCAAGUUCUACGGUGAGGUGGUGCUGAUGGAGCAGCCUUAUGCCCUGGAUGAUAAGAGGACCGUGCAGGUGGGUGCUGAGCGGCGAGGCUGA
Closterium sp. NIES-65 is the source of this 1158-nucleotide messenger RNA. Lineage: Eukaryota; Viridiplantae; Streptophyta; Zygnematophyceae; Desmidiales; Closteriaceae. The record is from the annotation of a GenBank genome assembly.